UAUUGGGCUUGGGUCACGCCUUCACCCUGCACUGUCAGCUCCAACCCAACAGAGGCAUAUAUGAACGGGAAUGACCAAGCAAAGCUAGUUGCUGAAGAUGGGGGAUGCUCCACUAUUGUAGCAAAGUUUUCUGUUUUCUUAAUUUUUGUUGUACCACCACAGCGAAUUCUCUCUUCUUACCCUGUAGAUUUCCCAGUUCUCUUCCCCAGCUUUUAUAAAUAGCUUCUUUGGUGGAGUGCCCAGUUACCAACUCUCAAUCUGCAUCUCACUGAAUCCAGCCCCACAUUUUUCUGCUGAUUGUCACUUGUUUUUGGUGUUCGAGAUUGAAUUUUGGGGUACAGGAAAAAAAGGAAACGAAAAGGCCGCUAUGGACUCCCAGGUCUUGGUGGCCCUUGCGCUCUCGCUUGUUGGUGGAAUGAGUACUUCUCUAGGUGCGCUUUUUGUUAUAAUUAAUCAGGCUCCCAAUUUGAAGAUGCUUGGGAUUUUACAGGGAUUUGCAGCAGGUCUGAUGCUGAGCAUAUCAUUCCUGGAUCUGGCUCAUAACGCCAUGAACUCUAUUGGAUUCUUAAAAGGCAACCUUUGGUUUUUUGCAGGUGUCAUAUUCUUCGCUGUUGUUGCUAAUUUUAUUCCAGAACCGACGCUCGCCCCUGUUUCAGAUGUAAAAAGUAAAAAGAAAACUGGAGAUGAAGGUGGCAAGGACAUUAUGAAAAAGCAUCGCCGUCAAGUUUUAUUCAGUGGGAUUAUUACGGCAAUAGGCAUAAGCUUGCACAAUUUUCCUGAAGGAAUGGCAGUGUUCCUUGGGUCAAUUAAGGGUCUUCGUGUUGGUGUCAAUUUGGCCUUGGCCAUUGCGCUGCACAACAUUCCAGAGGGUGUUGCUGUUGCACUUCCUGUAUAUUUUGCAACACAGAGCAAAUGGCAGGCAUUCAAAUUGGCUACACUUUCUGGUUUUGCUGAGCCCCUGGGUGUUGUAAUUGUAGCCUAUCUAUUCCCAAGCAGCUUGAGUCCUGAAAUUCUUGAGGGUCUACUUGCUUCUGUUGGUGGGGUGAUGGCUUUUCUCACCCUGCAUGAGAUGCUGCCACUGGCGUUUGAUUAUGCUGGGCAGAAGCUAGCUGUCAAGGCCGUGUUCUUUGGAAUGGCUUUCAUGUCUGCAAGCCUAUAUUUUCUUGAAAUCAGCUUACCCGAGGAGAUGAGCUUGUAGUCAUGGAUCAGCCUUUUGGUAUUCCCACUGCUAUCCUGCCACGAUGGGGUUUUCAAAUGGUGCCUGCUUUUGUCAACUGGCAUUGAAGACCUUUACUAAUGGCUGGCUUCGUUUGAUCUCAAGACAGAGAAGGUAGAAAACUUAUCCCUGUUUUUGUACUGCUUGCAGUUCGUAUCAUUAAAUAACAGAUAUGUACUUCACAGUUAGUGCUUUAUUGGAGAGACAGAAAAAAAAAAUUGAAAAAGAAAUUCAAGACUAUGGAAGUCUUCUUUAUUAAUUGAUAUCAUUA
Juglans microcarpa x Juglans regia is the source of this 1487-nucleotide messenger RNA. RefSeq names its product zinc transporter ZTP29. The transcript is spliced from 12 exons. Gene Ontology annotation, biological process: zinc ion transmembrane transport. The record is from RefSeq and is a predicted model, not a curated record. The coding region runs from base 368 to 1198 and encodes 276 amino acids. Gene Ontology annotation, cellular component: membrane. Gene Ontology annotation, molecular function: zinc ion transmembrane transporter activity. Lineage: Eukaryota; Viridiplantae; Streptophyta; Magnoliopsida; Fagales; Juglandaceae.